AUGAAAACAAUAUCCAAAGAAGAUUAUUUUUUUAAAUAUAAAGAAAAAGAUGAUUUCAUUUAUAAUCAAUUAUACAAUAUAUUAACAUAUCAUCCUUUUAAUGAAAUUUUAGAAUAUGAAAAUGGUGAUAUUUAUAUAGGAACAACAGAAAACAAAAAAAGACAGGGGUAUGGUUAUUAUAUAUAUAUGGAUAUUAAGACUAUAUAUCAAGGACAAUGGAAAGAAAAUGCGAAAAAUGGUUAUGGGACUUUAUAUAACAGAAAAGAAAUUAUUUAUUCAGGUGAAUGGCUAAAUAACAUUUCUCAUGGUUUUGGUAGCAAAUAUAGAAAUGGGAAAUUAUUUGUUGGCUCAUAUAAAUAUGGUUUAAUGAAUGGUGUAGGAAUAUUAAGAAAAAAAAAUAGUUUUAAUUUUUGUUUAUUUCAUUCCAACAGAAAAAAAUGUUUAAUUAAAAUUUCUAAAUAUAUGGAUAUAUAUCUAUAUUUGUAUAAAAAUAAAGAAGUUAUUUUGAAAGAAAAGUUAUGUAACUUUUUUCCAAUAUACAUAAACAAAAAUAUGCCUAAAAUUUUUCACAAAGAAGUUUUUUUCCAAUUAUUCAGUAUACAUGAAUCAAUUAGUAACUUUUCUUCACAGAAUUAUAAAAAUAAUGAAAAAUCCGACAAUGUAUACUCAAAUGAUUUUUUAAAUUAUAUAAAUUGUGAUUUACAUUUAAGAUAUCAAAAUAAAAUAAUAAGAAAAACAGAUAAAAUGAAAAGAGUAGAUAGUAACAACAAUAAUUAUCAUAACCAUAAUAAUAGUGUUGAUAAUAAUAAUAACGAGAAUAAGAAUAGUAAUCAUAAUAGGAAUACCAAUAAUAAAAACAUUACUACUCAUAAUAAUAACAAAUGCACAUUUCAUUUCUUUAAUAGCUCUUUAAAAAACAGCUUAACUUUAACGAAUUUAAAAUACGCAAAUGAAAAAAGUGAAAGUUCACAUAACUUAUCAAGUGAAAGUGAACAAAAAUUAAUAGAUAAUCCUCCACUUCUUAAUAAUAUUUUGAACAAAUAUAAAAAUUCAAAAAACAAAAAUUUUCAAAAUUUCAAUGAAACUCUUUUACUUUAUAAAACGGAUUCGCAUAAUAGUGACUCCUAUAUAAAUCUAACCCUUAGCAGCGAUUCUGCUUUUAAAAGAAUAAAAAAGAAAAAAAAAGUAAUUAUUCCAUAUUUUUUUUAUAAAAAAAAAAGUAGAAAAAUGAUAAGAAAUAGAAAAACUAAAACAAAUAAAGAAAAAUAUUAUAAAAUACUAAUUGGUGAAUACAAUAGAGACCCUCCUAAGUUAGAAGGUAGUAAUAACUCUUCAAAGUUUUCAAAUAUAAGAAUACAUAAUGAAAUUAAUAUUUUAAAGAAAAAAAAAAACAAUAAUAUAUUAAAUAAUGAUUUUAAUAAAAAAAAUAUUGAAGAAUUUACUACACACAUAAAUCUUUUAAAAUAUUUAAAAGAAAUAAAUGUAAAAAAAAAAAUAAAAUGUAUAUAUCAAUGGGAAAAUCAUCAUAUUUCAGUCUUGCUUUAUUUCUUUAAACUUGAAAAAUAUAUACAUUCUUUCAAACAUAACAAUAUUAAAGGAUUUCAUUUUUUUAUUUUAAGUAGCAAAAUAUUAAAGAAUUUAGGAAUAUAUAGUAAUGAACAUAUUUAUUUUUUUAUGAAUCUUAUUAAUACAUUUAAUAAUAUACAUAAUAUUUAUUUACAAAUAUUAAUAAAAUGGGAAACUAUUAAAAAGGAUUCCUUAUUAACUUAUAAUUCUAUAAACAAAAAAGAAUUUUUUAUUAUUAAACAUUUUAAGGGGAACUCUAAUAUAUAUGUUUGUUGCUAUCAAAAUACUCCUGUCUGUUUAAAAAUUGUUUCUAAUGGAAAGGAAAUACCAUCAAAAAAUUAUAAAAAAGAAAUAAAUAAUAUAAAAUAUAUAAAUAAAAAAUAUAUAGAAUACCUAAAACAUAAUAAAAAAAGAAUUCAAAUGAACAAUGAAAAAAAACAUAUGAUGUAUAGUGAUGAAGAGAAAAAAAUAAAUUAUUUAAAUAAAGAAGAAUAUGAGGAAAAAAAUUCUAAAAUAGAGGAAUGUAAUGAAUAUAACAGUUUAAAAGAAAACGUUACUCCUGAUUUCAAGAAUAAUUUUUUGAAUGUAGCACAUAAUUUUUUUUUUAACAAAAAACUAAUUUUUUAUAAUGAAAAAUUAAAUGAAAAUUUACUUUUCAAUUUUAAAAAUUUUAAAAAUAAAUUAACAAACCAAGAAGAGAAAAUAGAAGCUAAUAAAAAUGAUUACAAAAAAUUUUCAUUCAGUGAUGAUAAUGAACAAUUUAAAAAAGAAGAAAAUCCUUUAAAUAAACAUAAUAAUAGCACAUUUGAAGAAAAUACAAAGAGAAAUUCAAAGAAUAAAAAAUAUAAAAGUAUAUUAUCCCCAAAUAAUGAUUUAAAAAAUAACAGUGAUGAUAAUGGAACAGGUGAUUCCUAUGAGACAUAUAAUUUUGCAGAAAAAUUAAAGUGUAGAAUGAAUUUUAUAAGAGAAUAUUUUAUUGUCUCUAAUUUAAGACAUCCUAAUAUUAUUAAAUAUAUAGGAAACAUUACAAGCAAAAAUAAAGAAAAAUUCGGGUUAGUUUUUGAACAUUUAAAAGGAAAUUAUUUGUAUGACUGUAUAUAUAAAAAUAAGCAACCAUUAAAAAAUAGAAAAAUUAUUAAAAUUUUUUAUGAAAUUUCAGCUUCCUUACACUAUUUACAUGAAAGAAACAUAUGCCACGGUAAUAUACAUAGUAAGAAUAUAUUCAUAACAAAUAAAGGAAAUGUAAAAAUUUGUAAUUUUCAAUACUCAUCUAUAGAAAGCUUUUAUGACUAUAAAAUUAAUUGCAAAAAAAAAUAUUAUUCAAGUAAAUGUGAAAGUGAUUAUUAUUUUUAUGAAAAACUGUUCUUACCAUUACCUUACGUUACAUCUAUUAACGACAUUAGAAGCACUGAUAUUAUGUCACCUUUACUACAAUUCAAUACAAAUAAAUUUAAUAACAUAAGUAUUAAUUAUCAUGAUUAUUACACAGCUCCAGAAGUUUUAAGAUAUGAAGAAUAUACAAAUAAAAGUGAUAUUUAUUCUUUUGGUAUUGUAAUGUAUGAAGUAAUAUUUGAUACACUACCAUUCAUUAAUGAAUAUGUCCCUUUAUUUUUUUUAAUUUCAACAUGCUCCCAUCAAAGAUAUAUUAAUUUUGAUAUAAAUAAAUUGAAUUCUAAAUUUGAUUAUUCGUUGUUUCAUAUUUCUAUAAAUAUUAUGUUGUUAAUUAAACAAUGCUUACAUCCAAUACCUUCUAAUAGACCUAAUUCAAAAUAUUUAUGUGAACAUUUUAAAUUUUUGUUAGAUUUACUUAAAUUUUAUAAAAUUAAAUAA
Plasmodium gallinaceum is the source of this 3396-nucleotide messenger RNA. Its product is annotated as protein kinase, putative. Gene Ontology annotation, biological process: protein phosphorylation; signal transduction. The record is from RefSeq and is a predicted model, not a curated record. Lineage: Eukaryota; Apicomplexa; Aconoidasida; Haemosporida; Plasmodiidae. Gene Ontology annotation, molecular function: ATP binding; protein kinase activity. Gene Ontology annotation, cellular component: cytoplasm. The transcript is spliced from 4 exons. The coding region runs from base 1 to 3396 and encodes 1131 amino acids.